Aegilops tauschii subsp. strangulata is the source of this 1860-nucleotide messenger RNA. RefSeq names its product tryptamine hydroxycinnamoyltransferase 2. The record is from RefSeq and is a predicted model, not a curated record. Gene Ontology annotation, molecular function: acyltransferase activity, transferring groups other than amino-acyl groups. Lineage: Eukaryota; Viridiplantae; Streptophyta; Magnoliopsida; Poales; Poaceae.
GGCCUGGCCGGCUGACCCCCAAAGAAAAACCCGCCUAUAUAUACAUGCACACACUAACCUACGCUAACCCAACACAACACAAGACAACGAGCCACACAACACAAACACACGCGAUCAUUAGUUACCUUGGCUGCUCCAGCAAUGGCAGUGACGGUCGAAAUCACGCAGAGCACGGUGCUCGAGCCCUCCCGGGAGUCGGCCCGCGGCGGCGGCAAGAAGGUGCCUCUCACUGUCUUCGACCGCGCCUCCACCGACGGGUAUAUCCCGGCCGUCUUCGCUUGGAACGCGCCGGCGCCCACCAACGACGCGCUCAAGGCCGGCCUCGUCGCCGCCGUCGCCAGGUUCCCGCACCUCGCCGGGAGGUUCGCUGCGGACGACCACGGCCGGAAGUGCUUCCACCUCAACGACGCCGGUGUGCUUGUUCUCGAGGCCACCGCGGACACCGACCUUGCCGACGCGUUGGCGCACGACGUGUCCGCGCACAUCAACGAGCUCUACCCGAAGGCCGAAAAGGAACGUGCGAAUGAGCCCAUCUUCCAGGCGCAGCUGACGAGGUACGCGUGCGGCGGUCUGGUGAUCGGCACCGCCUGCCAUCACCAGGUCGCCGACGGUCAGUCCAUGAGCGUCUUCUACACCGCUUGGGCCAGCGCCGUCCGCACCGACUCGGCAGUCCUCACGUCGCCGUUCGUCGAUCGCUCGGCCACCGUUGUCCCACGAAGCCCACCGACGCCGGCGUAUGAUCACCGGAAUAUAGAGUUCAAGGGCGAGCUCAGCUGGAGCCACUCCUAUGGUGUCCUCCCCAUGGACAGGAUCAAGAACCUGGCUGUGCACUUCCCGGAUGAGUUCAUCGCCGACCUCAAGGCCCGAGUGGGCACGCGCUGUAGCACGUUUCAGUGCCUCCUUGCGCACGCGUGGAAGAAGAUCACGGCGGCGCGGGAUCUGGCGCCGGAUGAUUUCACGCAGGUGAGGGUCGCCGUCAACUGCCGCGGCCGCGCAAAGCCUCCCGUGCCCAUGGACUUCUUCGGGAACAUGGUGCUCUGGGCGUUCCCGAGGAUGCAGGUUCGGGACCUCCUGUCCAGCAGCUACCCAGUGGUGGUCUCCGCCAUCCGGGACGCCGUCGCGCUCGUCGAUGACGAGUACAUCCAGUCGUUUAUCGACUUCGGGGAGGCGGAGCGCGGCGUGAUUGAAGACGGCGGCGAGGAGCUGGCGUCGACGGCAGCGACGCCGGGCACAAUGUUUUGCCCUGACCUGGAGGUUGACAGCUGGCUCGGGUUCCGCUUCCACGACCUCGACUUUGGCUGCGGGCCGCCCUGCGCCUUCCUACCGCCGGACCUGCCCAUCGAAGGAAUAAUGAUCUUUGUGCCGUCCUGCGACGCCAAGGGCGGUGUCGACCUCUUCAUGGCGCUCGAUGACGAACACGUCCAGGCCUUCAAGCAGAUAUGCUACUCCAUGGAAUAACCAUGCAACGUACACGUAUAGAUUUUUUUUUUUUUUUUGCGAAUAAUACACAUAUAGAUAUGUACACGAGUAACACUACAAAAGUGUAGUAUGUACCUGCUCCUAAACCGAGUGAAUUGCAGAAAACAUCGACAUUGAAGGCUAGGGUUGCAGAAACCACAAUUUUAUAGUUUUAUGCCAAAAAUCACUAAUUCCGAGGCUACUUUUUUGCAAAAAACACUAGUCGAUGGCUUAGGUCGUUUUGAGCACGAUUAUGACAAGUGGGUCCCGGUGGAUAGGGUGACGUGGCAGGACAUAACAGAUCACAAAUAGAUAGAACAUCAUAGACUAUACUGUAAAAGGGCAUAAGAAAGAUAAAAUCAUCUUUUCAUAAAAGAAAAAAGAAAGAGGAGGGAAUCGUGA